UCUUACUUAGUCAACAUGACAAAGCUAAUACUUUACGGCUUGGAAGCAAGUCCACCAGUUCGUGCCACCAAACUGACGUUGGCUGCCCUGGAUGUGCCCUAUACCUUUGUGGAAGUUAACACCCGGGCCAAAGAGAACCUUUCCAAAGAGUUUCUCCAGAAGAAUCCCCAGCACACUGUGCCAACUUUGGAGGAUGAUGGACACUUUAUCUGGGAUUCACAUGCAAUCAUUGCCUAUUUGGUAUCCAAAUAUGGAAAGACAGACAGUCUCUAUCCAAAGGAUCUCCUCCAGCGGGCUGUGGUGGAUCAACGAUUGCACUUUGAGUCCGGAGUAAUCUUUGCCAAUGGUCUAAGAAGCAUUACCAAGCCACUUUUUGCCGGCAAAUCAAUUAUCCCCCGGGAGCGUUAUGAUGCUAUUAUUGAGAUCUACGACUUUCUGGAAACCUUCCUGGCAGUUAAUGAUUAUGUUGCUGGAAAAACACUAACAAUUGCUGACUUUAGUAUCAUUUCCACCGUAACUUCACUAGAGGCCUUUGUCAAGGUGGACACGGCUAAGUAUCCUAAGGUGACUGCCUGGAUCAAACGACUGCAAAAGCUUCCCUACUACGAGGAGGCCAAUGCCAAAGGAGUUCUUAUAUUUGAAUCCCUUAUUAAGGACUCUAACUUCGCUUUCGAAUCGUAGAAGAUUCCUUUAAUUAUAUAAAAAUACAAUAAUAAAAUCUAAAAAAUAUACAUAAGCAAAAGA
This is a messenger RNA of Drosophila eugracilis, 744 nucleotides long. RefSeq names its product glutathione S-transferase 1-like. Gene Ontology annotation, biological process: glutathione metabolic process. Gene Ontology annotation, molecular function: glutathione transferase activity. The transcript has a single exon. Bases 16 to 681 code for a protein of 221 amino acids. The record is from RefSeq and is a predicted model, not a curated record. Lineage: Eukaryota; Metazoa; Arthropoda; Insecta; Diptera; Drosophilidae.